This is a messenger RNA of Rotaria sp. Silwood1, 1087 nucleotides long. The record is from the annotation of a GenBank genome assembly. NCBI's taxonomy places the organism in Eukaryota, Metazoa, Rotifera, Eurotatoria, Philodinida, Philodinidae.
AUGUCGUAUCCUGGUCAACCUACUUAUGGUGCUGUUCCUCCUCCAAUGUAUGAAGGAAAUCCAGGUUAUUGUCCGCCGCCACCUCCAACGAUAAUUGCCUAUCAAACAAUUGGCAAUUGUCCACACUGUCGUCAAGGUAUAUUAACAUCGCAGGUUACUUGCUUGGGUAUUUUAUGUGCUAUUUUCCUAUUUCCCAUCGGUCUUAUUUGUUUGUUUGCGUUACAAGAACAACGAUGCUCAUUGUGUGGUUAUACCAUAUAAUUCAACAAUAUUCUUAAAAUGUCAUGCAAACUGUAUAAUCAUGUUCAGAAAAAAGUGUCUUCUAUGAAUAAUAAUAAUAAUAAAAUACAAGGCAGUACUGAUCCUAGGGAUUCGCUGAUCCUUUUCUGAAAGAGAAUCUCGAAUGUUUUUUGUGAGAACAUUCCAGUAAAAGCAUUUCAAAUUUUUAGUUUUUGCAUCAGAAAUAUUUGUAAACAAAUGUAUAGCCUAUUUUCAUAAGAACAUAACGAAACAGUCAAUGGUACUUGUCUUCCUCAACUUUCGAUGUUGAUUUCUUCUUGAAAAAAUCAUUUGCCCGGCAUUUCAUGCUUUUGAAGAUCAAUUUCCAAUCGAAAUGUUCUGGUUUCAAUUAAAUAUAAUCAUCACUCAUCAAUUGAGAGUUUUCUGCAAAGAUGAGUACGUUGUCAGGCAGACUGUCAUACUACUCUACAUUCCAAAUUAAUUUAGGUUUUACUUAAAUUCUCCUCCUAAAGGAGAAAGUCAUUCCAUAUUACAAGACCACAUUCAUGAGAAGGGCAUCGAAAAGAAAAUUUUCACAAGAUGUAAUAUAAAGCCAUGGACAUGGGGUCUGCGUGUGAAUGUGAGUGGGUGUUGUUCUUUGUGUUUGAGUGUUUUUAUAUUUAUGUGAGUUUGAGUUGUGAAGAGACGCAACCCGCCAAUAUCUACACUCUGGUUGCUUACAUUUUUUUCAAAUACAUCCAGCAUGUUCCACUUGAUAUGACCGUCGUUCGUAUUCAAUAGUCAAUUCAUCGAAUGCCAGAUUAAGGGGGAACCCCCCCUUCGAAAGUCGUUUUUUCCUUGAAAAGUC